Molecule: messenger RNA, 4021 nt
Organism: Pelmatolapia mariae (spotted tilapia)
Lineage: Eukaryota; Metazoa; Chordata; Actinopteri; Cichliformes; Cichlidae
Gene: zranb3
Product: zinc finger, RAN-binding domain containing 3
Exons: 22
Coding region: 128-3598 (1156 amino acids)
Biological process (GO): DNA repair; replication fork processing
Molecular function (GO): ATP-dependent chromatin remodeler activity; ATP binding; zinc ion binding
Source: RefSeq, a predicted model, not a curated record
UCACAGCGUUCACGUGGAUAUCUCUGAAGACUGCGUUCUGCUUCGUGAAAUGUGCCUGGAAAUACAAACACAAUAUUCAAAUUGGAGCCGACUGAGCAAGUACUGAGAAACUGAUGAGGACUUGCUAAUGGAAAUGGAUGAUAAUGGCCUACAGGCCUCUUGCUGUGAUACAAGAUGGUCGGAGCAACUGUCAGGCCUUCCUCACAAGCUCCUGCAGCGCCUGAUGCCUUUCCAAAGGGAGGGAGUGGAGUUUGCUUUAUCGAGGAACGGACGAUGUAUGAUUGCCGAUGAGAUGGGUCUCGGGAAGACCGUGCAGGCCAUCGCGGUGGCGUACGCCUUCAGGCAGGAGUGGCCCCUCCUGGUGGUGGUGCCCUCGUCCCUCAAGUACCCCUGGAUCGAAGAGCUGGAGAGGUGGAUCCCCGAGCUGCAGCCUGGAGACAUCAGUUUGGUGGAGAACAAGAGCCACACCAUGGGCAUUGGUAGCAGUAAAGUGACGGUCCUGGGCUAUGGCCUACUCACCACAGAUGCACGCCCCCUGGUGGAGGCACUGAGCGGGCAACGGUUUGCCGUGGUGGUGGUGGACGAGUCGCAUUAUCUCAAAUCCAGGAACGCAGCGCGGACGAAGAUUCUCGUUCCUCUCAUUCAGAGCGCCAAGCGCGCCAUCCUGCUCACCGGUACCCCUGCUCUGGGUCGACCUGAGGAGCUAUUCAUGCAAAUUGACGCCCUUUAUCCCAAGAGGUUCGGAACCUGGACUGACUAUGCCAAGAAAUACUGCAAUGCCCAUUACAGGUAUUUUGGGCCUCGCAGGCAGUGGGACUGUCGCGGGGCGUCCAACUUGGAGGAGCUGCACCAGCGGCUGAGUCAGAUCAUGAUCCGUCGUCUAAAAGCUGAUGUGCUCAGUCAGCUGCCCCCCAAAAUCCGCCAACGUAUCCCCUUUGACCUGCCCAAGGAAGCUGCAAAGGAGGCCUCGGCUAGCUUCGCCGAGUGGGAGAGGCUGAUGAAGAGCCUGGGGUCGGGGGCUGCUGCGAUGGACAACCCCUUCACUGAAGUCAUGGGCCUGGUCACGCAGAUGUACAAGCAAACAGCCAUCGCCAAGGCGGGAGCUGUGAAGGACUACAUUAAGAUGAUGCUGGAGGCAGAGCAGCUGAAGUUCCUGGUGUUCGCCCACCACCUCACCAUGCUGCAGGCCUGCACCGAGGCCGUCAUCGAGGCCAAGGCUGGUUAUAUCCGAAUCGACGGCAGCGUACCGUCAUCAGAGCGAAUCCAGUUGGUCCACAGAUUCCAGAGUGACCCAGAAACCCGAGUGGCCAUCCUCAGCAUCCAGGCAGCUGGACAGGGUUUGACCUUCACCGCUGCCAGCCACGUGGUGUUUGCCGAGCUCUACUGGAACCCCGGUCAUGUCAAGCAGGCUGAAGAUCGUGCCCACCGCAUUGGGCAGACGUCCUCCGUCAACGUGCAUUAUCUCAUUGCCAAGGGCACCUUUGACACCGUCAUGUGGUCCAUGCUCAACAGGAAGGAAAAGGUGACUGGCAGCACUCUAAAUGGAAGAAAGGAAUAUCUGAAGGCCGACGAGGGCGACAAGGACAAAUGGGAAUUCCUCAACUUUGCCAACGCGUGGACGCCAAGUGAGAUGGUGCUGCCGCUGGAGGGAAGCACAGGAAAUGCCAAAACCGACGUCUUCUUUACUCAUUUUGAGAAAGAAAAGCAGCACGACAUCCGUUCCUUCUUCUCCCCGCAAGCUGGCAAGACGAAGAGGAAGAGAACAGAAGAUGAAGAAAGUCCCUCCGUCUCCUCAGAGAUGGCUGCCACGCCAGCUGGCAUCCGGGUAUACUUAGAAAACAGCGAGGAGGGGAACGAGGAGUCAUGCUCCCAAACCUCCAAAACGCCCGAUCGGGAUUUCUCGCCCCAGCUGAAAAGGCUGCGAACACCGCAGCCCAACCGGAGCCCCACGUCUCGAUUUGGGGGGAAGCGGAGGUCGUCUGCGGGGGGGAUCAGCGCAGGCAGCCCUGCCAGCGCGGUCUCCCUAAUGUCUCAGCUGUCUGAGCCUGAUCCUGCAUCCGUGUGGAAUUGCGGGGCCUGCACCUACUCCAACAGCAGCCUGUUGCCGUACUGCGAGAUGUGUGAGUGCCCGCGCUCUACCUCUGCUGUCAGCUCAGAGCCACCCAGGCCUCAGCUACCCCCUGCAACCCAGAGGGACCAGGCUUGUGUCGUUCUCUCCAGCUCCGACAGUGAGCCAGAGCUCAGCUGGGGAAAAGCCCGGCCUCAGAAAUCACGCAAAGGCAAACAGAGCAAAGAGGGGGAGAUGGAGGAGAAGGAGGCUGAGCCUCCCAAAGACAAACAGAAAGUGGGAGAAGCAGAGGAAGAGGACAAGCAGUGGCUCAAAGGCAAACAAUCAGUGGGAGAGAGAGGCGACAACGACGCUGGCGGUGGUGGCUGCCUCCCCCCUGACCGCACACAGGACUGCGGAGCUCUGCCGUGUUUGUCUUCUGCUGCUGAUGCUAAUGAUGAUGAUGGGGGCAAUGGUGGCGAGGACGCCAACAACGCCCAUCCCUUCUACCCAGGCCUGCAGUUCUGCGCCAGCCAGUACACAGACCGAAUAUAUCUUUACUCCAAGGACGGAGCUCCGCUGAACUUGAGUUUCAUCCCAUUGGACAUCAAACUAACCAACUGGGAUGACCUGCCCGAGGCCUUCAGCCGGCGCAGGGAAAAUCGAAUACAGGUGCUGAGGUUUGUUGUGGAGUGGAGCGGCCUGCCAGCCAUGAAGCAGAAACUGCUUCGACGCAGCGGUCUUCUCUUCCACAGCCCUACCCUGGGCUUGCAGCAGCUGUCCGCCGCCCAGCGCUCUCACUCGAGCACCAAGAGGUACCUCGGUCGUGACGACGUGGCCGAGGCGUCUCUGAGCAAAGCCCAGGAGGAGGGAGGCAGCGUCCGACUGGUCACAAAGGAAAACUUCUUCACAAAGAGGAGGUCUGCCUCUUCGCUAACACCACCUGCUACACAGAGCAGGCAGGACAAUCAGUCCUGCAGGACAUCAGAUGCACAGUCAUCAACAGAGUCCAGCUACCUGCAGGCUGUGGACAGUCAGGGUGUCCCUCUGUGUCUCUCCUGCCAGCAGCCCUGCUCUACCACAGGUGGAGCGUGGGACACUCGAUUCUGCAGCCACAGGUGUCAGGAGGAGUUCCAGUUGCGCUCCAGCCAGACUUACAUGCGGUCUCGGGUGUUGGAGGCAGAGCGCGGCAUCUGUCAGCACUGUGGCCUCCACGCCCAUGACCUGUUCAUUAAGGUCCGUGAUGCUCCACCCUCCCAGCGAAAGGAGAUCCUGGAGAACACUUGGCUUACCCAGCUGCCACUCAAACAGCUGAACGAGAUGAUCCGAGCUCCAGUCGAAGGGGAUUUCUGGCAGGUCGACCACAUCCGUCCGGUCUACAGCGGAGGAGGCCAGUGCUCUCUGGACAACCUGCAGACACUCUGCACGGUCUGCCACAAAGCCAGGACGGCUCAGCAAGCCAAAGAACGAAGCCAGAGGAGGAAGAGUGCUGCAGCUUCCAAGGUUUCGUCAGACAUCAGCAGGUUCUUCGUUCGGAAAGAAAACAAUUAGCCGGGACCUGUUACGCUUUCACUUAUUGUCAGUUAGGGAUAGAGCGAUCCAAUACUUGGAUCAGAUAGCCUGACACCAAAAGCUAGAUCAGGCAGUGGGCUUAUCUAUGCUCUUCAGGUCUAUCAUGUUUUGUGUUUACUACCCCACGCAUCGGCAGCAAUCUGCUAACUUCCAGCAGGAGAGCUAAUGUAGCUUAAAGUCAGCUAACAGCAAAGCGACAGUAGUUCAAAGUGUCUUAAUAUGCGUACAAGUGAGUUGGCACGACUGAAGAGCUUCAGUGACAGCAGUUCGGUCCGUUUCUCUUUCUCUGUCAUUAUGUUUGGUUUAACACUUGUUUGGAAGCUUUUGCGUCACUCAUGGUAACUUAAAGGAAAUUAAAGGAGAAACUGUGACUAUAAAUUACAGCACUGUGCUGUAAUUAAU